AUGGUUUAUGGGCAGGUCCUCCACAGACGGGAUGCGGAGGAGGGCUUCAUCAACCUGAAUGUGGGGGGUUUCAAGCAGAGGGUGGAACACAGCACCCUGCUGCGCUUCCCGCAGACCCGACUGGGCAAGCUGCUGAGCUGCCGCUCCGAGGAAGCCAUUUUGGAACUCUGCGACGACUACAGCGUGGCCGACAAGGAGUACUACUUCGACAGGAACCCCCGCUUCUUCCGCUAUGUCCUCAACUUCUACCACACCGGCAAGAUCCACCUGAUGGAGGAGCUGUGUGUCUUUUCCUUCAGCCAGGAGAUUGAGUACUGGGGGAUCAAGGAGCUCUACUUGGAUGCCUGCUGUAGCAAUAAGUUCCAGGAGCAGAGGGAGUAUGCCGAGGAUUGGGACCGGAAGAGCGAUGACCAGCAGAAUCCGAGUUUUGAAUCCUCAAUUGAGGAGCUCUCUGCCAUGGAUAAAGAUCUGGAGAAGUUUGAGGGCACCUGGUGCUCGGAGAUCAGGAAGAACAUCUGGCUGAGGCUGGAGCAUCCUGGCUAUUCGUUCACCGCCAAGAUGAUAGCUGUCGCCUCCCUGGGUGUGGUGCUCACCUCCAUCGUGGCCAUGUGUGUGCACAGCAUGCCCGAGUUCCAGCAGGUGGACGCUAACGAGAAGGAGGUGGAGGACCCGGUGCUGGCCGUUUUCGAGAUCAUCUGCAUCCUCUGCUUCUCAGUGGAGUUCUUCCUCAGGCUCUCUGUGACCCCCUGUCUGAGGAAGUUCCUGAGCAGCCCGCUGAACAUCAUUGACUUUGUCUCCAUCAUCCCCUUCUAUGCCACCCUUGCCUUUGAGUCGAUGGAUGAGGAGAAUGAGGACCUGGAGAACGUGGGCAAGGUGGUGCAGAUCCUUCGGCUGAUGCGGAUAUUCCGCAUCCUCAAGCUGGCCCGCCACUCGGUCGGCCUGCGCUCCCUCGGGGCCACCCUGCGGCACAGCUACCACGAGGUUGGUCUGCUCCUCCUCUUCCUCUCUGUGGGCAUCUCAAUCUUCUCCGUCCUCAUCUACUUUGUGGAGAAGGAGGAGGAGGAGUCGGAACUGCAGACUAUCCCCGUGGGCUGGUGGUGGGCCACCAUCAGCAUGACCACGGUGGGCUACGGGGACACGUAUCCCGUGACACUGGCUGGGAAGCUGAUCGGGACUUUAUGCAUCAUUUGUGGAUUGCUGGUGGUGGCCCUGCCCAUCACCAUCAUCUUUAACAAGUUUUCCAAAUACUACCAGAGGCAAAAGGCCAUGGACGUUGAUCAAUGCAAUAACGAAAUGAAAAGCCAGGAUCCCAAUCUUCCAUACUUCAACGUCAGGGACUUGUAUGCCCGAAAGAUGCACACUUUCAUUGCCAGUCUCUCCUCUGGGAGCAGCAUGGACAGCUGUGAGGAUGACACGGAUGCUUCCAGCAUCCAAGACAUUGAGACAGUCUGCAACAUGGGCACACUGGAGAAUGGGGAGGCCAAGUAA
This is a messenger RNA of Megalops cyprinoides (Indo-Pacific tarpon), 1488 nucleotides long. RefSeq names its product potassium voltage-gated channel, delayed-rectifier, subfamily S, member 3a (gene kcns3a). Bases 1 to 1488 code for a protein of 495 amino acids. Gene Ontology annotation, biological process: protein homooligomerization; potassium ion transmembrane transport. The transcript has a single exon. Gene Ontology annotation, cellular component: membrane; voltage-gated potassium channel complex. Lineage: Eukaryota; Metazoa; Chordata; Actinopteri; Elopiformes; Megalopidae. Gene Ontology annotation, molecular function: voltage-gated potassium channel activity; protein binding. The record is from RefSeq and is a predicted model, not a curated record.